Setaria italica (foxtail millet) is the source of this 3842-nucleotide messenger RNA. RefSeq names its product U-box domain-containing protein 52. The coding region runs from base 1 to 2427 and encodes 808 amino acids. NCBI's taxonomy places the organism in Eukaryota, Viridiplantae, Streptophyta, Magnoliopsida, Poales, Poaceae. Gene Ontology annotation, biological process: protein phosphorylation. Gene Ontology annotation, molecular function: ATP binding; protein kinase activity. The transcript is spliced from 11 exons. The record is from RefSeq and is a predicted model, not a curated record.
AUGUCGUACACGUUCAACAUGCAGCCCAUCGUCGCGGCGGCGAAGAAGAAGGACGCCCGCAAGGACGCCGCCGACGCCGCCGUGAGGGACUGCACCCCGCUCUCGCUGAGGGAGCGCGGCGCGGGGACGGCCGCCGUCGCCGUCGACGGCGACAGGGGCAGCCAGUACGCGCUCAAGUGGGCCGCCGACCACAUCCUCUCCCGCGGCCGCCCAUUCUUCCUCAUCCACGUCCGCCGCAAGCCCACCUCCCUCCACGCCCCCGGAGGUAAGCAGUUCGCCAUAUCGCACGUGCAGGAUGACGUUUCGGCAUCUUUCCAUGCUCAGAUGGAUCUUCAGGCUAAAGAUCUGAUGCUUCCAUUCCAGUGUUUCUGCAGCAGGAGAGGGUUGGAAUGCUGUGAAGUUGUCCUGGAUGGAACAGAUGUGGCGAAAGCUAUUGUCGAUUUUGUUGCAAGACACAAGAUCAACAAGUUAGUAUUGGGGGCAGCAUGCAGGAAUGCAUUUACAAGAACAAUAUGGAAAUUGGAUGUGCCAACAUCUGUCACAAAAUCCGCACCGAGUUUCUGUUCAGUGUAUGUGAUAGCAAAAGGAAAGAUUUCUUCUUUUAGGCCUGCCACUUAUGCAGAUGAUAACAGCAAAGAGGAUUUAAAAUCUGAUCUACCUGUCAAACAAUUAUCAGGCGAACCAACAGACAAGUUGCAAAAUGGACAUAAUCCGUCAAAGGCUCUACCAGUACGUGCUGCGAUGCCCAUAUAUGGCAGUUCUGAUGAAUCAACAGAAGACGGGAGCCUCAUUUCAUCAAAUCAACAAGGACAUAGCGACUCUUCAUCUCUACAAACAGCAUCUUCAUGCCCAAGUGAAUUCUUUAACAACAUUGAUCAACAAGAUAGAAAAUUCGUGGGAUAUGAUAAUUCAAGCCUCAAGGAUAGCGCACUAAAUCAUGGAUACAAUGUCUACAGUCCACUGUCGCCAACUGAAGAUGAUGAAGCUGAACUAAGUCUCUUUAAGAUUGAACGGAAGCAAAACAUUGGUGAUAUGCCUCCAUGGAAUAACACAGAGGAACGCAAGGAGAUGGCAAGAAACCCAGAAAGUUCACCUUCCAACGUCUCAUCUCAGAGAAACAGACCGGAUGUAGAACCAUGUACUCAAUCAGCAAUUGGCCCAAGACAUAAACCCUUGACCCUUGACACUUCAUCUUCUGACAGUCAACACAGAGAAAGAAUCACUGAAGAAUUUACAGAUCAUGACUGCCAAGAUAUCACUCAACCGCUUUUGAAACGCUGGCCACAGAUUCACUCACCUAGAGAGGACAGGAUACGUGGAUCUGCUCCGGGAGAGCCUCACAUGCUUCCACUCAACCUUAAAGCCUUACCGAAGCCAAUUGAGACGAAAAGGAUGCUAGAGUGUCUCCCUACUAGACUCGAGUGCAGAAUAUACACGCCGGAUGAUAUCGCAAAUGCGACUGAACAUUUCUCUGACGAGCUGAAGAUUGGAGAAGGAGGCUAUGGACCAGUCUAUAAAGCCACACUUGACAACACUCUUGUGGCAGUCAAGAUCCUCUAUUCUAAUGUAACUCAGGGACUGAAGCAGUUCCGACAGGAGGUUGAGCUGCUGAACAACAUUCGUCACCCGAACAUGGUGCACCUGGUCGGCGCGUGCCCCGAGUACGGCUGCCUGGUGUACGAGUACAUGCCGAACGGCAGCCUGGAGGACCGCCUCUUCUGCCGGUCUGGCACGCCGCCGCUCCCGUGGCAGCUCCGCUUCAGGAUCGCCGUGGAGAUCGCCGGCGGCCUGCUGUACCUGCACAAGAUGAAGCCCGAGGCGUUCGUGCACCGGGACCUCAAGCCCGGCAACAUCCUCCUCGACGCCGGCUUCGUCUCCAAGAUCGGCGACGUCGGUCUUGCCCGCAUCAUCCCCCGGUCCAUGGACGGCGCGGCCGCGACGACGCAGUACCGGGAGACGGCGGCGGCGGGCACCUUCUGCUACAUCGACCCGGAGUACCAGAAGACGGGGCUGGUCUGCACCAAGUCGGACGUGUACGCGCUGGGCGUCAUCUACCUCCAGAUGGUCACCGGCAGGGAGCCCAUGGGGCUCGCCUACACUGUCUCCGACGCGCUGGAGGGUGGCACGUUCGCCGACGUCCUCGACGGCAACGUGGCCGGCUGGCCGGUGCAGGAGGCCCGGGCUUUCGCCGAGCUGGCGCUCAAGUGCUGCGAGAUGCGGCGCAGGGACCGGCCGGACCUGGAGACCGUCGUGAUGCCCGAGCUGAUCCGGCUGCACCGGCUCGUCUCGCCGUCGGAGUAUCCUUCUCCUUCCAUGGAUCAACUUCAUCACCGUUCAGCAAGUGAGAAGGAGUUGCGUUUGGAUGAUGACCUGGUUGACAUUCUGAGCAAUGGGAGCGUGAAGGGAGGAGCAUCAUUUGCAAUAUGACAUGACGAGGACCAGAAGCAGGUCUAAUUCUACUAUGCGCUUGCUUUCACUGGAAUCUGCAGCGGUUUCUAUGAAUCUUUUGUAAAUACCACCUUAGCCUGGCAAUUUUGGGGACCAUAUGCUCGGAAUUAUGCCAUGAUCAGGACAAAGAGUAACACAAAUCAUUAGCAUGGUUUUUUUUUUAAUUUUAUAUGCAUCCACAUUGAAGGAUAUCUAUCCAAGAUUUAGCAGACAAUAUCAUUGUACAAUUUCCCACGGUACAAAAGGAAUGUAUAUUGCAUUGAGUGCGCAUUUGUGAUUUCUUCUGAAUGAGACAUGUCAAGCUUCUUGUAAACUGUGUUGAGUACGUGAACACUAUGUAGAUCCAAACAAUUGCCAAAAACAAUCACAGAGCCAAAGAUAAGUGACAAAGCCUAACCCUCCAUGUCGUUUUCCAAAUGGAGAUGCUACCAAUUGGCAAACCAUGGGUGCUCCAACAUUUCCCAUUGGCGGCGGCCUGCUGGUCAUGAAGCGUACGCAGGCUGAAAGCGAAAGAGAAAACUUCGGCGGCGGCACCGAGGGGAGAUCGCCGACGUUGCUCUGGUCCCAUCGAGUCGCCGUCUUGGAGCCACUCUUUCCCUCGACCAAUGGCCGUGACACCUCUCUUGUUUAAAGCUACCACAUCAGCGUCCCCGUUUCCAGCUUCGGUUGCCGCCGCCGCUCUCCCAUUACCUCCGGUCUCGUUGCUCAAUCAGCCUCCACCGUUGCUCAAGAACAUGCUCAUCAACACGGCCGAGGCCAGCUAUCUCGCCGGCGCCGGCGCCAUUUGCCUGCGUCCGGAACCGCCGGCGAGGCUCGCGCAGCGGAGGCUGCCGCCUGCAGGCUCAUCUUCCACGGCGAGGGCUGCGUCCAAUGGCCUCAGAACGCACUGCAUGAAGGUGAUGACUGAUGACUAAACUUGAACCAUCUCCGUCGUGGAUUUCGUGAAAGGAAUUUCUAGUAGCUGACACUGAACUCACACACGGGAUGUCGCCAUGGCGAUGACGCCAGACCUGGAACCCGUUCACCAACAGGAGGUACGAGGCGCUGUCGUACCUGCCGCCGCUGACGGCGGAGUCCGUCGCCAAGGAGGUGGACUUCAUCCUGGCCAAAGGGUGGGUCCCCUGCCUCGAGUUCGACAAGGUAAUCUUCACCAUAUCCAUGGCAGAUCACCAGAUAGUACUAGAAUCUGUCAGACCAUGUGGCAUGCAUGUAAAUUGUUGUGAUGUGCAGGCCGGGGAGAUCCACCGGAGCAACAGCCGGAUGCCGGGGUACUACGACGGCCGGUACUGGACGCUGUGGAAGCUGCCCAUGUUCGGGUGCGCCGGCGCGGCGGAGGUGCGCCGGGAGCUGGACGAGUGCCGGCGAGAGUACCCGGACGCCUACAUCCGCCUCAU